AAGACAUAGGACAUACACCCACAGCAGGUUUACAAUGCUUCAUCAAGUGCUGCUGCUUGCUGGCCUGCUGCUCUGCCAGGGUCUGGAAUCCAUUCGGCCUCCUGUCGGGCACAAAUAUGAAGUGGUCAUUCCACAGAAACUUCAUACGCAACACAAGAGAGACACACAGAGCAAGUAUCCAGACGUGGUACACUAUGGUCUGGAACUGGAGAGAAAGCCAUUGGUAUUGCAUCUUCAAAAGACUGAAGAUUUGAUAUCUGAGAAUUAUACAGAGACUCAAUACUCACCAGACGGCACCCCAAUAACCAGCAGUCCUAAUGUUCAGAACCACUGCUAUUACCAGGGAUAUGUGAAGAAUGACAGUGAUUCCUGGGCCAGCAUAAGCACUUGCAAUGGGAUUAGUGGUAUUAUCCGGACUCGAGGCCGUAGGUUCUUGAUUGCGCCUCUAAAGCAGUCAGACACUGAGGAGCAUGCUGUUUACCCAUAUGAAGCCCUGGAGGAGACACCUCGAACCUGUGGAGUGACCAAUGAAACCUACUCUGAGGACAAGUUUAGUAUGGUAGCUCGGUCCAGCAGUGACACAGAGAAAAACCAAUUACUGAAAUCAAAAAAAUAUAUCGAGCUGUACAUAGUGGCUGAUAACUCCAUGUUCGUAAAAUACAACCGCAAUUCUGACACCCUCAAACAGAGAAUAUUUGAGGUUAUCAAUUUUGUCAAUGUGGUCUAUAAAUCCAUAAACACAUUUGUGGCACUGACAGGGAUUGAAAUAUGGGACAGAAGAGAUGAGUUUACUGUAACCACCGAUCCUUCAUAUGAUCUGAAUCAAUUUUCAAAAUGGAGAGAAGAAACUCUCCUACCAAGGAAGUCACAUGACAAUGCCCAGCUGUUGACGAACAUAAACUUUGAUGGAUCUACAGUAGGACUAGCUUUUGUCUCAACCAUGUGCUCUAAUUCCCAUUCUACUGGAGUUAUCCAGGAUCACACUCCAGAACCUAUUGCUAUCGGUGCAACACUUGCCCAUGAAAUGGGUCAUAAUCUGGGGAUGAACCAUGAUGAUAGAUUCUGUCCCUGCACCAGCGAAUCCUGUAUUAUGGCACCUUCACUCAGUUACAACACUCCACGUCAGUUUAGCACCUGCAGUCACCAACAUUACCAAACCUUUAUUUUGAAUCAAAUGCCACUCUGUUUGAAGAACAUGCCGCAGAGAGAGGACACGAAGGCCCCCCCUGUCUGUGGGAAUACAUUCACUGAGCCAGGGGAAGACUGUGACUGUGGUACUGUGCAGGAAUGUAACAAUCCGUGCUGUGAAGCUUCCACCUGCAAAUUCAAGACGGAAGCUCAGUGUUCAGAGGGGGAAUGUUGCGCCAAUUGUCAGAUUAAGAAAGCGGGAAUUGUAUGUCGACCUGCCAAGGAUAACUGUGACCUGGCCGAUAUGUGCGAUGGGGUUACAGCUACUUGUCCCUCUGACCGCUUCCGAGUCAAUGGCAUCUCCUGCAUGAAUGGCCAGGGGUACUGCUUCAAUGGAAAGUGUCCAACCCUACAGAGCCAAUGCUCUGCUCUUUGGGGACCAGGUGCUCGGGUUGAUAGUUCAUGUUUCAGACAUAACAGGCGUGGAAACAACUAUGGACACUGUCAAGUGUCUAUGGGUAAUUACCAGAGCUGUGCCCCUGAGGAUGUAAAAUGCGGAGUCCUUUACUGCUCUGGUGGUGACAGUAAUCCCACAAUUAAUGGCUACACUUUUUCAAUUGGAAACUGCAAAGCUGUCGCAAAUCCUGUAAUUAUGGUGCAAAAUGGAACAUACUGUGAGGAAGGCAAGGUCUGCUACCAAGGGAAAUGUAUCAGCACUGAAUCUGCUUACAGUACUGCCCAAUGCAAAGCUAAGUGCCCAGAAAAUGCGGUUUGUGACAGUGAACUGCAGUGUCAGUGUAAGGAAGGCUACGCACCCCCCAACUGUACAGCCACUCGUACAAAUAACUAUUUGGUCAUCAUCAUCGUGUUGAUUAUUAUAUGCUUUAUCAUCUUUUGUAUGGUUCUGGUGGCAUACAAGAAGUCACAACGCAGGAAAGAAAGGCAUACGCAAGCCCCUGUAUCGGGUGUGGCAAAUCCAACAUUUAAUAUCCAAGAAAGAGGGUACGGACAACCUGGAUCACAGGCACCUAUACCCCAGGGGUACCAAAAGCCUGCCAAUAAUCCCCCAUACCCACCAGCUAACAAGCCAGUGUUUCCUACUCCUCCACCACAGGGGUACCAAAGGCCUGCCAAUAAUCCGCCAUACCCACCAGCUAACAAGCCAGUGUUUCCUACUCCUCCACCACAGGGUUUGAAGCCCCAAAUGAGAAAUUAAAGGAAGCAAGUAACGAUAAAGAGAGACUUCAACACGCUACUAGAAUGCUGUUUUUUUAACCUAGAUAUUGUGUGCGUUUGUGUAUGAGUAUGUAUGCAGGUAUAUCUGUAUAUAAUUAUAUGUUGAUAGGAUAUGUAUGCAGGUAUAUCUGUAUGUAAUUAUAUGUAUGAUAUUAUUUUCAAUAAAAAAGUAAAACAC
Molecule: messenger RNA, 2542 nt
Organism: Pelobates fuscus (common spadefoot toad)
Lineage: Eukaryota; Metazoa; Chordata; Amphibia; Anura; Pelobatidae
Product: zinc metalloproteinase-disintegrin-like lachestatin-2
Exons: 23
Coding region: 35-2344 (769 amino acids)
Biological process (GO): proteolysis
Cellular component (GO): plasma membrane
Molecular function (GO): metalloendopeptidase activity
Source: RefSeq, a predicted model, not a curated record